AUGGAUUCUGCGGAGCACGUUGCACCAGCUUUUAAGAAUCACCCUCCGACGGCCAAAAUGGUUUGUGAGGCGAUCGGGACGUUGAACGAACGGGGUGGGUCGUCGCUUCAGGCCAUAAAGAAAUACGUGUCCGUCAACUACCUACUGGACCCGCAUCGAAGCGGCACGUAUGUCACGAAGUACAUCAAGAAGGCUGUGGCGUCCGGCGAGCUGGUGCAGACGAAAGGCCGCGGGGCGGCUGGGUCCUUCAAGCUGGCGCCGAAGGCAAAGGUGAAGCCCAAGGUCGCGAAGGCUAUGGACGGCGACACUGAAACCGCCGCUGUGGCGCCGAAACCAGCUGCAACGAAACCAGCAACGACGAAACCAGCUGCGACGAAACCAGCUGCUACGGAACCAGCUGCAACGAAACCAGCAGCGACUAAAGCGGCAGCGGCGAAACCAGCUGCGGCGAAACCAGCUGCGACGAAAGCGGCAGCGACGAAUCCGGAGGCGUCAAAAGCGGCAGCGACAAAACCAGCAGCAUCAAAAGCGGCAGCGAAAGCGGCUGCGGCAAAGCCGGCAACAUCGAAAGCAGCAGUGCCUAUAGCGGCGGUUCCGAAACCAAAGGCAACGGCGGCGACGAAGCAACCCAAGAAAGAAUUGAAGAAGGAAUCGUAA
This is a messenger RNA of Gryllus bimaculatus (two-spotted cricket), 657 nucleotides long. NCBI's taxonomy places the organism in Eukaryota, Metazoa, Arthropoda, Insecta, Orthoptera, Gryllidae. The record is from the annotation of a GenBank genome assembly.